This is a messenger RNA of Aphanomyces astaci, 2912 nucleotides long. RefSeq lists its product as hypothetical. Gene Ontology annotation, cellular component: spindle pole. The transcript has 6 exons. Gene Ontology annotation, molecular function: protein binding. The coding region runs from base 14 to 2890 and encodes 958 amino acids. The record is from RefSeq and is a predicted model, not a curated record. NCBI's taxonomy places the organism in Eukaryota, Oomycota, Saprolegniomycetes, Saprolegniales, Verrucalvaceae. Gene Ontology annotation, biological process: mitotic cell cycle; establishment of meiotic spindle localization; spindle organization.
CUAAUGCAGGACGAUGAUGCUCUUCGGCGGCAACUUGUCCGGUGUUAAGCCCGUAGGGCAACAAGAAAAGCCUAAAGUCACGAGCCUCGGCAGCUCUGACGCUCCAGCGGCAGUUCCGAUGCUGCCACCGCCAAUCGAAAUCACGCCCCACUCCGACCUCAUUAACCGCCUGACGUGCCAAGAACAGCGUCUAUUGGACGAGUUGGAACGAACACGAUCGAAACUCACCCAGGAAUGGCAGCUCAAGGCAGACGACAUGCGCGACAAAGGGCUGGCUGUGGACCUCCAACUGCCACUGAACAAACUUGCACGAAAGCAAAGUAGCUCGAAACGAGGGUCGCGUAACCAGGAGGACCAGCUGCAGCAGCCCAAAUUCCCCCGACACAAGACGUCGUCGUCCCUUCGACGGCGUCGCAACGAGUCCCAAUCCACCGGUAGUUUGCCUACUCAACGGCCGUCGCAGCCGCCGCUGCCCGUGACGGUCCUACGUCAAUCGUUCGACAUGCUGCCAAUUUUGACGACCUCGGGGGAAACCCCGUUUGAAGUCGGGCUCGACCACGGCGUACACGUCCUCCCAGUCUUCCGACUCCCACCAGUGACGACCAAAUUGCACUGGACGGGUUCGGGGGAAUCGGCUGGGGGGACGGAGGGGCGACGAGCGAGCGCGAUGACCGCAAUAACAGUGCCCACGGAGCCUUCGCCGACAUCGGGUAUGACUGCUAGUGACAAAGAAGAGGCUAUGCGGGUGCUCGGUCUCAGCAGCGAAGAGAUCGACAUGAUCGAGUUGACCAACAGUGGAUUGACCACUACCACGACGACUAAGUCCCCCACAUCCCCCGUAGCUUCAUCACCACUACCACCGAAAGCGACCAUCAAAGUCAAAAGGACCAAAGCAUCGAUGACUAAAAAUCUCAACCCUCAACACACUGACUCGAUGCGGCUCGAAUUGCACCAGGCGUUGCGAAACGUACAAACGUACACGACUCUGGUCAAGCAAGACAUUGCCCACGUCCAGAAGAUCUGUCCAGUGCACACCAUCCGCGGCAAUCGGUUCGUUCAAAAGUGGGGCCUCGACAAGCUUAACGCCGUGUGCACGCAGUUGCUGUACGCGCGCAUCUUUGCGGCGUUCGACCGGUGGCGGUUUGUAUCGACGUGGAUGAAACAGCAAGAAGCGCGGCAAGCACUCAUGCAUUUCAAAGGCACCAAGAAACUCGAUCUGUACUUUCGCAAUUGGACAAAGAGGCGGAUGGCGGCAGCGUGGACGCAGUGGAUGUCGCUCCUUGUCGCCGAACAAGCCGCGUAUCAAGCAGCGCUGGAGCUAGAGGCCACCAACACCCUUCAACGCUCGUGGCGUGCCUUCGUGAAGCGGCGCAUGUACACAUUCAUUCGAUCGCAACAACGGCAAAAGCACCGCCAUGAUGCUGCGUGUACGAUCCAAGCGCUGUGUCGCGGCCGGUUUGCCAAGCACGCGGCCAAGACCCUUAUGCGCGACAUCCGCCAAGGUCGAGCUGCGACGGUCAUUCAAGCGAGAAUACGCGGCGUCCUCACGCGCGAGUCCGUCGUGGAGGCGAAGCGCUUGCAACGACAGGCACAUGCCGCACGGUCGCUGCAGGCCAUGUAUCGAGGACGCCUGGCACGACGGCGAAUGGCGCUGCUCAAACAAGCCAACCAGCGACGUAAAGCCGCCACGGUCAUCCAGAGGCGGUACCGUGGUAGGCUGCACAAUGCCAAGCAGAUCCGUCAAAUGAUUGACCGGGAGCGGCGCCGCCAAGCCGUGAAAAUACAGGCGCUGGUGCGUGGGGUGCACGGACGAGCCGAGGUGGUGAGGGUCAAGGAGCGUCGUGCCAAACAUGUGCAAAAGCAGCAUCGGUCGGCCGUCCGCAUCCAAGCCGUGUACCGCGGCCAUCGAAGCCGCAUCGGGACGUCCAUCCAGUUGGCGUCGCAGCGAGAGGCCCUCCGGCAACGGACCGAAGCCGCGACGACCAUUCAAACGUUGUUCCGAGGUCGGAAAGCCAAACAUACGGUGCUGGCCCACAAGGUGGCCCGGAUGAACGACAUGGUGGCCAACGCCCGGGUGUGGGGGCAAUUCUGGAGCGACGACGCGAACGCCUUCUUCUUCUAUCACUCGCAGACCGGGGAAGCUAUUUGGGAGCCCCCCGAGGACGGAUACACCAAGGUGGACGGGCAGUUGGUGCUCCGCGAUGGGUCGGUGAUUCCCGAUCCGGCGCUGGCUGUGCGAGUAGACGAUGGCACUACAGGGGGGGACAAGCCUUUGGACGGAUACGAGGAAACAGACGACGCCAAGUGCGUCGAGUGCGACGAGAACGACGCGACGCGGCGGUGCGCGCAAUGCGAAGAUGUGUUUUGCGACGCCUGCUACGACAAGACGCAUAGCAGCGGCAAGCGCGCACAGCACACUUGGAAGGCCAUGGGGCCCAUCAAGUGUGUCGAGUGCGAGAAGAUGAAGGCCUCGAGGUGGUGCGACCAGUGCUUGGAUCCGUACUGCCUCGGGUGCUUUGCGAUUAUUCAUGCCAAGGGCAACAAGGCGCUCCACACGUGGAAAGACAUGCCCAAAAUGAACGGAUCGAUCGGCCCGUUAGAAGACGCGCAAACGUACGACGAGUUUGUCGCGUCCAACGAGUACAACUAUAUCAACGAAGGCAUUGCACACCAAGAUGACGGCGGCGGCUACGAGGAAGGGUAUGCCGAUUAUGACGCCGAGGCGGCGGAAGGGUAUUAUGGCCAAGACAACCAUGAGACGGGCGAUCAUGAUGAUGGGGGUCAAGGAGGGGGGGAAGGGGUGUCCGAUUGGGUGGCAGCCGUGGACGACGUAUCUGGAGAACUGUACUACUACAACAACGUCACGGGUGAGACGCAGUGGGCGCAAUAACAUGAAGAAAUGUUGUGCAAAC